AUGAAUGGUUUGUAAUCAGUAUUUAAAGUGAAAGGGGAUUCAGAGAAUCAUUUUAUAAGUCUUUCAAAAUUAUCAUUAGCCAUAAUUUAUGAUAAAAUCAUUAUAAGAGCAUAAAUAGAAGCAUAAAUAAAGAAAACUAUUUUUGACUAAGAAAACAAAGAAGAAGUCAAAAAAACAAAUCAAUAAUUAGAUUUAUAACAUUAUUAAAAUGAAAAUAUAUAUCCAAUUUGUUUGUAACCUGCAUAAUAUAAUAUUUAAGCAAAAGAGCAAUAUAAAAUAUCAAAAAAUCAUCAAGCAUUACAGACACUUCAUAAAAAUAAUUCUUAAUAAGAAGAUGUUAAAUAUAUUAUGAAUUUAUUAUUUAAUGAAUCAGAAGAGAAUGACUAUUUAAUAUUAAAAAAUGGUAUUCAACUUGAUACAUUAAAUAGUAUCAAUUAAAAUGGAAAUGCAAUAUUUCAAUUUAAUUUCAAACAUAAAAAUGAAACUUAAACCCUCUUGAAACUUUUAAUUGAAUAAAUUAUUAUAUCUUAUUUUGAAAAUAAUGAAGAGCAAUAAUAUUAUCGCAAAAUCAUAUUUGAUGUUUUGUAAUUACUUAUUUCAAAAUUUCCAUUGCUUUUACCAUAACUUUCAAGAAUUAAUUGUAGCCAAUUUCUUGAGAAAUAUAAAAAUAAAAUUGGAUAUGAAAAUUCGUAAUUACCUACUAAAAUUUCAUUUCUUACAUUAAUAACAAGAUUUAUUAUUCCAUCUAAGAAUUUUAUAUUUUGUAUUUGUUUGGAUACUAUAGUUCUAUAUAAGAAGCAAAAUAAUAUUGUUCCAUUUGCUUAUGAGAUUAGGAGACUAAUAAUAAAAUAGUUGUAUUCUGAGAUUAGUAGAUCUAUUAACAGUUUAAAUGAAAAAAUACUGAGCAUAUCUGAUAUUUUAGUCACUUUACUAUAAAUAAAAUCUGUUGCCAAGAUAUGUAUAUUAAACAUCUAAGAACCUUAGAAUUCUUAUAAUUUUAUAAAAAUAUACAUAGAAGGAAUUAAAAACUGCGAUAUUAAUAAAUAUUUUAAUUAAAGAGAUUAAUUAUUUUUUAUGAUUACGACCUUGAAUAUAUUAUAUCAAGUCGCCAUAAACUUACUUUUAGAAAAGACAGAACCAGUAAUUACUAAUAGUUUAUCAGUUAAUUAAAUGGAAUUAGGAAUCAUAGGACAAAUAAAUCCAAUAGAAAUUAAUGACUAAGUAUUUUAGAAUGAUUAAACCUAAUAAAGAUAUUAAGAUUAUAAUUCUUAAAAUGAAUAAUUUUAAUAUUAUUUAUAAAAUUGGCCUUUUUUAUCGAUUAAAAAUGGGCAAAUUUAAGUGAAUGCUGAUUAACAAAUGGAACCAGAUAUUCAAAUUCAUUAAAUGUUAAAUAUUCCUUUAAUAAAUGAUUCUUAAGAAAUCUUUGAUAAAGAAUUGGAAGAAGAAUUAAAUUAUUGGACAGAUGAUGCUUAGUAAAUUAUCGAAGAAGAACCUGAAAAUAAUUAAAAUAUUGAUAAUAGUUAUAAUGGCUUUAUAAAUGGUAUAUCAGAUUAAUUAGAAAAUUAGAUAUAUAAAACAAUUAAAUUUUAAGGAUUACGUUUUCCAUAUUAAUUUUAAAUAUACUUACAAUAAUUUAAAUAAAUUUUACCAUCAUAAAAUAAUGCCUAACUGAUGCCUAAUUUUUAUCGAUGGUCGUAGAAUUUAUAUUAAGGGAAUAUUAAUUAAUCACCAAAUGUUAUUAGAAAUUAAUUAGUUCCUAGAUUAGGAAUGAUGGAUCAAUUACCAAAUGUUAAUAGGAACAUUUUAGGUCCUAGAUUAGGAAUGAUGGAUCAAUUACCAAAUAUUUUUAGAAAUUAAUUAGGUCCUAGAUUAGGAAUGAUGAAUCAAUUACCAAAUGUUAAUAGGAUCAUUUUAGGUCCUAGAUUAGGAAUGAUGGAUCAAUAACUUAACCUCAAUAGAAAUUAAAAUUAAAAUUUUGGAAACGUUUAAAAUCAAAAUAUAAACAAUAAUGGAGUAGAUGAUGAUGAGGAAAACGAAGAUAUGACUGAUCAAAUAGAUUUUGAAAUGGGUCUAGGAUACAAUCAAGGAAAUAAUUAUGACUUUUAAAUGGAAUAUGGAAAUUAAUAGUAACAAUAAUAACCAAAUAAUUAACCUAUACGUUAGAACAUUUAACCUUAAUUUUUAUAAAUAAAAAAUAUUGUUAAUUCUGUAUUGAAUAAUAGAAAAUAGACCUUAUAGCAUUUAGGUAAAAUAGAUUAAUAAUUAAUAUAAUUUUUGUUAAAAUUCUUAUAUGUAGAUGAUAAUUAUGGCUCAAAUUAUGAUUACAUAAAUACUAUUUUAAUAAGUCUUGGAACAAAAGCAAAUUUUAACAAUUAAAUAAUCUAAGCUGCCAUUAACACUUUAAAAAAGACUACUUAAAAUUAAAUAUAAGAAAAUGCUGAUGAACAAACUUUUAUACUUUCAAGAAAUGAAAUAAUAAGAGAUUUUGAUUAUACCUCAAAUUUUAUCUAAAAUAAAGUAUUCAAACUUUUACUUUAAUUACAAUCAACUUCAAAAUAGAAUAUAUCAAAUGAAAAUAUUAAAGAUUGUUUUGAGCUACUUUUUAAAUUAAAAGGCAAUAGUCUGAAACAACUCCUUUAAUUUUUAGCGAAUUAAGAAUAAAAAUAUCAAUUAACAUUAGCUCCAGAGCAGGUUAAAAUGUUAUAUAAUUUUAUGAUUGAAUAGGAUGAUAUUUAAAAUAGUUCUAAUUGCAUGAAGUUUAUAUCUAAUCUAUGGAAUGUUGAUAAAAAUGCGUAUAAAAUAAUAAUAAUAAUAAUAAUAAUAAUAAUAAUAAUAAUAAUAAUAAUAAGAAUAACUAGACUCAAUAGCAAAGGAAUUACUUAAAUUACUUGAUGUUUUAUUAGAUUAGGUUGCUGAAAAUUUAACAAUUAAAGCUGUAAAUUUUAUAUUAGCAGUUUUAAGUAAUUUAAUAACAAAAAAUUAAGAAUCUUUGAAUCUAAUAUUAGUAGGAGUCUAAAAAACACUUGAUUCGAAUGUUUAAAAUCAAAUUACUUUUUAGAUAUGUAUUGAAAUCCUAGUUAAAGUUUUUAAAAAAAAUAGAUCAUGUAUCAACCAAUUUGUUUAGUAAAUGAAUGGUUUGUAAUCAGUAUUUAAAGUGAAAGGGGAUUCAUAUAAUCAUUUUAUAAGUCUUUCAAAAUUAUCAUUAGCCAUAAUUUAUGAUAAAAUCAUUAUAAGAGCAUAAAUAGAAGCAUAAAUAAAGAAAACUAUUUUUGACUAAGAAAACAAAGAAGAAGUCAAAAAAACAAAUCAAUAAUUAGAUUUAUAACAUUAUUAAAAUGAAAAUAUAUAUCCAAUUUGUUUGUAACCUGCAUAAUAUAAUAUUUAAGCAAAAGAGCAAUAUAAAAUAUCAAAAAAUCAUCAAGCAUUACAGACACUUCAUAAAAAUAAUUCUUAAUAAGAAGAUGUUAAAUAUAUUAUGAAUUUAUUAUUUAAUGAAUCAGAAGAGAAUGACUAUUUAAUAUUAAAAAAUGGUAUUCAACUUGAUACAUUAAAUAGUAUCAAUUAAAAUGGAAAUGCAAUAUUUCAAUUUAAGAUUUUGAUAGGUUAUUUAAGAUACUUUGUUAAAAUGGCAGAGAAUACAUCAAUCAAAUAGUAAAAGAGUAAAUUAACAAAAUGAUACCUUAUUUUAAAACUAUUAGAUAAAAUCAAUUUAGAAGGAAUGAUUAUCUUUUUGAAAAAGAUUUUUUAGAUGGCAUUUUAACAUAUCAUCCUCAAGUAAUAGAUUUUUAAAAUAAAAAAGAGUAUUUUUAUUAAAAAUAAUUAAUAAAUGGAAGGAAUUAAUAACAAAAUUUUGGAGGAGAAAGAAUGCUUAUAAUAAGGAGAGAAUACAUUUUCGAAGACUCUUAUAGAUAAAUUAAAAGCAUAACCAAUCCUAAUAUGCUUAAAGAAUAAUUGAAAAUUAUUUUUGAAGGGGAAUAGGGAUAGGAUGGAGGUGGAUUGACGAGAAAUUGGAUUUACAAACUUUCAGAAUAAAUUGUAGAUUAAAAAUAUAAACUAUUUAUACCUAAUUCAGACAAUACAUGUUUUAUAAUAAAUAGGGAAUCAUCUAGUGAUCCUGAUCAUCUUAACAAAUUUAAAUUUGUUGGAAAGAUUUUUGCUCUUGCCAUUCUAAAAAAAGUUCCUAUAUAUGGCUAAUUUCCAAUCUCAAUGUUUAAACAUAUUGUAGGCCAAAAAUUAUCCAGGGCUGAUAUCCAAAAUUAUGAUGAAGGGCUGAAGAAUACAUUUGAUCUUAUCUAUAAUUAGAGAAUUGAUUCUAAUUGGAAUUUGUUUUGGGCAUACACAAUUAAAUAAGGUGGUGUACCUAAAGAUGUGGAACUUAAACCUGGGGGUAAAGAUAUUGAAGUUACAGAAUAUGAUAAAAAAGAUUUUGUAAGAAAAUAUUGUCACUAAAUUAUGGCAAAAGAUAUUGAAGAUCAAAUUAAAGCCAUUUAAGAUGGGUUUUAUUCACUAAUACCAAAAGAAGAUAUUAAAAUCUUUGAUUCAAUUUAAUUAGAAUUAUUACUAUGUGGUGAAUCAAAUAUAAAUGGUAUUAAUUUAUAUAAAAAAUCAUUAGUUGAGGAUCUUAUAAGAACUUUGAGAUAUCAAGGUUAUACUGCCCAACAUUAAGUGAUUGGAUGGUUUUAAAAUAUAUUGAGGAGUUUUAAUUAAGAUAUGCUAGCUAAGUUUUUAAGUCUUGCAACAGGUAAAAAUCAGAUAAAUUUAAGGCCACCCAAAACUUCCUGUUGGAGGAUUUUAAAAUCCAGAGUGUAGAAUUACAAUAAGUUUACCAAAUUAUCUAUAAAAUGAUAUUGAUUCAAGAUUACCUACAGGGCAUACAUGGUAUAACUAAAAUUUAAUAAAUAGCACUCGUGUAUUAGACCUACCUGCUUAUUCCAACGAAGAAACUUUAAGAAUAUAAUUAGAAACAGCUUUAAAUGAAGGAGGAGAAGGAUUUGAUCUAGCUUGA
Paramecium primaurelia is the source of this 5005-nucleotide messenger RNA. NCBI's taxonomy places the organism in Eukaryota, Ciliophora, Oligohymenophorea, Peniculida, Parameciidae. The record is from the annotation of a GenBank genome assembly.